Messenger RNA from Solanum lycopersicum (tomato), 324 nucleotides. RefSeq lists its product as uncharacterized. Lineage: Eukaryota; Viridiplantae; Streptophyta; Magnoliopsida; Solanales; Solanaceae. The record is from RefSeq and is a predicted model, not a curated record.
AUGGAUAUAGAUUUAAAGGAGCAACCAGGUCAUUGUUCACAUGUUGAAGCAAUACUGGACCGUUUGCCAUGUUAUUUUGAUAUCAAGAAGUAUAUGGAGACCGGGAUUUAUACUGAGAAUUCAACAUUCAACCAGAAGAAGUCGAUACGACGUAUGACUCUCAAUUUCUUUUUAAGUGGGGAAAUCCUUUAUAGAAAGACUCUAUAUUUAGGUCUUCUCAAAUGUAUUGAUGUUGUUGAAACCGCAAAGCUUCUUGAACAGAUACACGCUGGAAUUUGUGGUACGAACAUGAAUGGACUCACUCUUGCAAGGAUUAUCCUUUGA